GCAAUUGGUGCUGAUUUUCAAGUCACAUGGUACUCAUUAACUGAUCAUUUAAGAGCAGCCGGAUAUAUCGGAGAAGUUUAUUUGAUUGCAGAUUGGCUGACUAAAUGUUGCAUUGGCUCACCUAACAGCAGUGCAGUGAGAGAUUUAAACUGCAGUUGUACAGUAACUUAAUUAAAAGCAGUGAAGUGGCUUAAUUAACAACAGUGCAGGGACUAAUUUUGCAGUGGCAUAGAAACAAAUCUUGUUGCAGUUCAUUGAAGUACCUAACAGUGGUGCAGUGUGUAAUUUUACAGUUGUGCAAUAACUAAUCUAACGACAGUGCAGUGCCUAAUUCUGAAGUCCUUCAAUAACAUUUAAUAGCAAUGCAACUGCACCUCGCAGCAGUGCAGUGAUUAAUCUCAUAUGUGCAGUGACUUACAAAAACAGUUGUGCAUUUGCUUACCUUACUGCAGUGCAGUUUGUAACUUAACAAUCGUGUCAAGACUAAACUAACGUCACUUGGCUAAAAGACAAGAAAUUUCGCUCAUUUUUUUGGAAAUACUCAAAGAUUUUACUAUUACCAGUGGAAGAAAAUAAUUUCGGAGAGAAACAAAGGCCAGAGAACGUAUCGAAAUAUCAGAGUCUUCUGUAAUAUACACACAUGUACACUUGUAUAUAUAUUUGCAAAACAGAAAUGUAUCUAUAUAAAGAUAUAGAAAUAUGUGAAUGUAUAGAUGUAGAUUGAGAUUUCAGGAAAUUGCAGAAACAGAAAGCAACAGACUUUAAGAAGGUCGUUUAAAGAAAUACAGAAAAGGGUUCUACUUGGUCAAAAAAGAAGCACAGGAAAAAAUUUUGGUUGAUUAAAUUUUAUCCAAGGUUUUUUUUUCUCUAGAAAUAACAUUAAUAUUGUUAUUAAUAUAUUUGACAACACUAUCAUCAACAUCAUACAAAGGACCAGAAGAAAAUGGUUGUUCCCUGCAGAAGCUGAAAAGGCCAACGCAACAACAAGAACAGGAAAUUAUUAUGAUAGUGAGGAAAAGGUGUGUGUUGAAGGAUUACGGAGUAAGGUUGGUCAAAUAAGAAGAACAGCAGGAAACAGAGGAAACGGUCUGAGCUUUGGAGAAGAAUUGAAUGAAGUGACACAGCAUAGAAGAAGAACAAGAACAAGAAGAUUGGUAGAGUGAAAUAAAGAGAGAAGAAAAUAAGAGGAGCAGGAGGAGAACGGGAUAAAGAUUUAAAGAGGAAAAUCAAAGAAGGAAAGAAGAAUAACAAGAAGAAUAAUAAGGACAUACAACAACAACAACAACAACAACAACAACAACAACAACAACAACAAGAAACACUGCAAAGGGAAGAACUAAACUGACCCCCCCUCCUGGCAAUAAGAACAUUAAUUGGAAGAAGGACAAAGUCAAGUAAAAACCAAUUGAAGCAGAAGGAGUUUGAACCAAGGUGGACCUAACCAAACUGAGCUAGACCCAACAGAACCAAGCAGGACCAGGAUUAUGGGUGCCCAAUUGGAUAACAGUCAUUCCAUACCAAAUUAUCUUUCUGAUCUGCAAAACUUCUUUCUGAGCGAACCCGGAAUCAUGAGCGACCGAAACAUUCAGUUCAAGGCCAGUAUGGUCGGGAUGUGGCUGGACAUGGAGAUCCCUGUGGUUCUGGAACAGAUUUCCAAUCUGCUGCAGCUGAAGCACUUCCAGAAGGUCAAAGUGCAGCUGAGUCGGCAGGGCCUGAAACUCACCAAAAAGGGCAAGCUGCCAGGGUUGAGCUCUGAAGACCUGAUCCCCUUACAAAACAUCGAAGACAUCUUUGUUGACAACAGCAUACCGACCUGUUUCAUAUGCAUAACCACUGCAUGUUCCAGUUCACCGACGCAAAUCAUGGCUUUGAAAUGCCUCAAUGAGAUUUGUGCCAGAGGAAUCGUCACCCAUUACAAGAUACUGACCGGCGACAAGAAGAAACUUGUCCAGUCAUUAAGAAAUGCUCAGCUUGCUUCUUUGGGUGCCAGCCAAACAUCCAACAAUUCCACAAACUCAGACUCCAGUGAGGGAAACAACGACUUGAGUGAUGGUGUUGGUAGCAACACUGAAUCGGGUUACACCACUGACCAUGAAUUGUGUGAGAAAGAAACAGACAGCGAUUCCAAACCGGAAGGUGACUUGGUUUUAUCUGGCCUUAGUCUCAAAGACAACCCAUCUAGAAACAAUAAACAAGACAUCAAGAUUCUAAUGCGCAACGUGUCCAAUUUAAGGUACCUCCUUCAGAAACAUGCUGCCACCAUCAGCCGCCAAGAAUUCUUGGAUGCCAAUAAGAAAAUCCAAGAGCUUAAUGAAGAAAUGAAGAAAAAGACUCGAAAAUCUAAGAAUUCUGAAAGUGAUGGGAGUAAAUCCAAGAAAGGCAACAGCAAUGGUGCCAGCAGCAGCAGUAGCGGUGUCAGCAGUGAAAAUAGCAACAACAGCAGCAGCAGCAGUGCCAAUAGUGAUGACAAUAGUGAUAGUCAGAUGUCUAAAGACUCCAUCUAUACUCAAAUAAGCAAACGAAAGAGCAACCAAACCCACAAAAUAAUCGAUGCCCUCGUUAGCGAUGGAGCAGUAAACCUUCCACGAGUGUCGUCAAAUAGCAGCAUGGAAUCAUUUCAAGCAAUCAGCAAGAAAAGGCAAAUAAACAAAGACCUAAAAUGUAGCAUAAUUGAUAACGAAGAUACGGAAGGCGAGUUCCAGGCUGAAAUUGAAUUUUUGGCUGAAAAUGAUGACGUGUUUUACACAAAUCAGUUGGGUUCUGCAUUGAGGGGCCGUAUGAACUCUGAUGUCACGGUGGUUUCGAUACCUGAUUCAACUGCUAAAACAAGAAAGAAGUCUAACAUAAAGAGAGACUCUGAGAAAGUUUUGUCGCCCGGGCGACAAGUUCGGUUCAGCGAAUCAACAGAAACAGUCACCAUGGCAUCAACGCCGACACCUUCAGAGCAAUCUUACUCUGACACCAUGGAAAUUCCAGUGCGACGCCAUUUCUUUUACCAGAAAUCGAGCUACCAGCCAGACUGGACACCAACGGCACGCAAUGACGUCGUUCGAAUGUCAAGCUUGAAAACUCAUGUUCUCAAACCAAUUGAACGUGUUUAUUCGAACACGACCUACCGGACGUAUGCCCCAUCAAAUGAUUUUCGUCCAAAACUAAACUCAGAGCUUUAUUAUCAAUAUGAGCCCAGCUUUGUAGACACUUAUUAGUAGCCACAAUUACACUGGAGUACCGAGUUGAAGCAACAAAUGUAUAAAUGUAUGUACAGACGCACAACACUGAACAUAAAACACAAUACAAUACACAAUCAAAAUAAAUGCUAACUCUGAGAGGUUUUUUGCUGAGAUAGGUCUUCCAUCAUCAAAGCUAUUUUCAUGGGAAAUUAUAAAUAACCUCAAUACCAUGAAUCCGAGCACUGCCGAUAUCUCUACCUCCAGAUCUUCACAAAAAAUAAGUGAACCAUAAUGCUUUCUAAUGAACCAGAAAGAAAGAAAGACUUAUGAAAAGAAAGAUAUUGAUAAUUGACCAGUUUCAUAUUGGUUGCUAAUUAAUGAUAAUUAGACUGGUUUUGGUCAUAAUGGCGAAAAGACUUUUGAGACCUUUGACUGUUGAUAGCACAACAGAAAAUAGUCUUUUGUUGUUACUAACCAUGUUCAUGGCUCAAAGCUGAUUACAAAAAGAUAAAAAAGAGGAAACGUGUUGCUAACAGCAUAAAGUGGGCCUCUAAGUGUUGAUCACAAAGAAAAAAAUAAGUAUAGUGUUGUUGCUUUCUCAGAACACAAAGACAUCGUUUAAGCCAAUUACGAAGUACAAUGUCAACACCAAAAAUUGUUGUAGCAAUUAAUUGUUGCUAAUCUAACAUAGCACCUUUCUUCCAAACUUCACUCCAAAUCACUGAACAGAGAAACACAAGAUUCAGUCCUUUGUAACGGCACUGCAUCAAUGCACCCAUGGUGGGAUACUAAAGAUUUUGUAUUUCCUCAACUGAAACAACAAUAUCUUACAUACAGGGAACAAACAACAAAAUCACAUUUAUGAUUACCAGUAAAACUAUACAUAUCACUAAAUUAUUACAAUUAAUCAUAAACCAAUGAAAAACAUGGACACACGUGCUGCUAAUGAAUGUUGUUAAACUAAUUACUGUGUUUAAUAGUAUAUAAAACAUACUUUUGUUUCUGGAAAAGGGUCUCAAACAAUCGUCCAUCCUGGGUCCUGUAUAUAAAGUUGGGACUACAUGAUCUGUAUUUAUGAAUUUUAAAAAUUUUCUUCACAAAAUGCGCUGUUGAAAUUAGGGUGCAUCUAAUAUACCCGUGCUGUCUUUCAUGCUAUCAAGUGUGGCAGGUGAUUAUGUCAAGUUUAAGAACUGAAGAACUUCAAAGAGCUGGUGCUUAGGUUCAAAACUGAAGACAGCAAAAGACUAUUGGAAGUGAAAUCUUCUGACGAAACGGUUAUUGUUCCCAUGAGGUGGAUAAACUAAAGAAAUGUAGAAUAAAUGUUGUCCCAGAAAGGCAUUGAAUUUCCUGUGGGUGAUUUGAACCUUUAAUGCAUGAAUAAUGUUAACAUACAAGAUAAUAAUGGAAGAAUGGUGCAGGUUGUUAUUAAUAAACAGAAAGAUAGGAUUGUUGUUGUUGUUAUUGUUGUUGUUGAUAACAAAGAAGAAAGCACAUAUAUUAUGUCAAUAAUACAUUAAAUGUGCUCUUAAUAAUUGAAGAGUGGUAAUUAAGAGUGAUUAUUUUUUUAUCAAAAAUUUUAAAAAAACAAGGGACACAGACAGAGUCAAGUAGAGUCAAAGGAGUCAACCCUGUGAAAAUUUGAAGUUGGAAAGAGUCUGAUGUCAAGUUAGAUUAAAUCUAAAUAGAAAGAAAUGUGAUGCAAGAUUGAUUUUUUUAAAAAAACAAACAAAUCAUUUCCUUCAUCCCUGCCCCUUGAAAACAAAACCCUCCAAUAAUGUAAGUCUUCCACAUCUGUUCCAACUGAAAAAUUGUAAUUUAAUUUAACAGAACACAACACUUCCCAGUGGCCGUCAGAAAAUAUUCCCAACAGUCAAAGAAGAUCACAAACCGCCGCUGACUUCAUCAACCAAAAGUUAUUGCAGCCAAGCUUCAGAAGAGUUUCAACAAUGUGAGAAAGGACUGACAGAGUGUUACGUUGAAAGUACACAAUUGUAGCUUCACAUAUGACUUGGUUUUGUUAGUCGUGUUCGUAUUUACUAUACUAGACAUGGCUGUUGACAGGAUGUUAUACAUGUUGUGGCAUCAUGUGAUGGUAAUGACAUUUCAUGAAAUUUGACAUAAUUAUUACGUGACAGUGUAUUGACAAAGAACUACGUUUAUUGUUACACUUGACAUGAAAAUGACAUACUACAACACAACAGAAUUUUGACAUGAUAUCAUAUUGACAAAAACAUUACAUGUUAACCAUUUAGCAUUCAGAUUAUUACUGUCAAAUGUGGUGUUUAUUCACAUUAUUUUGAAUUAAUCAUGCAUCAUCUCAUAGCUUUGAGAUUUUGAUGAUGUAGUUGUUUAUUUUUAGAAUGACAUUGUAGGGUAGGUGUGAGAAGCAAGAUCUAGCUGGUUUGAAUAUAAAACAGACAGGAUAUUUUGUCCAAAAAUAGCCAGAUUAGAUAUUAAAGAGUUAAAUGACAAUAUGAUGUUGACAUAAAAUUUUAAAUGAAAUUAUGUUGACAUGUUUCAAAUGACAUCGCAUUGACAUCAUGUGAUGGUUAUGUCAAUGCAUUAUGUGGAAUUGACAUGAAAUUAUAUCACAUGGUAUUGACAUAACAUUACAUUACAUGAUAUCAAUAAGCAUUGACAUCAGAUAGCAUGACAUGCUAUCAACAUUACGUGAUGUAGUAUUGACAUAAUGUUACAUGACAUGAUUUUGACAUGAUAUUGACAUGGUAUUACAUUGACCCAGCGUUGCAUAACAUAACAUCACCGUCACAUGAUAUUGAUGCAAAAUCACAUGACAUGGUAUUAUAAUUCAGAAGCUAACAUCUUGAAAAUAUUUCGGCUAUUCAUAACAUGCAAACAUCUCUAAUUACCAUUUACCACCAAACUCAUUGGAGCUUUGUAUGUCAAUGAAAAAUCCAGCAUUUCACAUCGGCACUCCACCAGCUCGUACCUAUCAGCCUUCUUCAUUUCGACAAAAGUACUGACAAGAUACAAUUCAAGAUCAAUAUUUGAAGAAGAAGACAUGUGUAAUUGGUUGAAUCGAGCUCCCCCCGUGUAUAACUGAUACUCAUUCUGUCUGUUUUUUAUGGAGAAACAAAAGCAAAGUUAACUUUGGUGAGAUUUAAACUAAACUAAAAAAUAAAGAGGACAGAACCAUGUUUUGGUCAACUGACUGUCAUCAUUCCACCAAAUCAUCAAACACUGAUGAAGAGAAAACCAAUCAAUUCACUUACUAAAGAAAUCCUUAUUAUUAUCAUUAGCGAUAAUAAAAAUAAUCAGACAACAACAAUAUCAAAAACAUAACAAUAAUAACAAUGAAAACACUAAUAAUAACAACAAAAAGUAGCCAAACAAGAGGAAACUAUACAGCCACUGGACAUGCUAGAAAUAGCAGUCAAAUUUCCUCAAAUCACAUCCUAUCACUUUAGAGAAGGAAGAACAUAGGUCUGCUCAACCAGGCUUCACAAGAGGCUAAACAACAACAACAACAAAAACAACAACAACAGCAACAACAGCAAAAGUAAGACUUGAUUCUUUGUUACCAUUUUAUUCAAAGACACUGCGAAACAACUCUAAGAUAUUAACAAACACCUGAUUGAAUUGAUAAAAACAAAAACAAAACACACACAACAAAAAUAACAUAAAUGAACCAUGUUUUCUGAAUCUGAAAAUUUAAGACUGUUUUACCAUGUUUUGAAUUGUCUAUCACAGAAGCCUUAAGGAAAUUAUGAGAGGAUAUAAAGAAAGAAAGAAAGAAAGAAAGAGAGAGAGAGGGUCUUUGAGUUGCUUGCAGAUAUUUUGCUGCUUACCAUUGUGUGUAAAUCAAACUUGACCUGACCUGAUCUGACCUGACCUAUGUCAAUUACAACAGCAAAAUAAAUCCUUGCUCUCUUUGGUGCCGUAUAAGAUACACUUUUGUUUCAAAUAACCAUCUCAGAAAAAAAAAAAACA
This is a messenger RNA of Octopus bimaculoides (California two-spot octopus), 7121 nucleotides long. RefSeq lists its product as uncharacterized. The record is from RefSeq and is a predicted model, not a curated record. Lineage: Eukaryota; Metazoa; Mollusca; Cephalopoda; Octopoda; Octopodidae.